Molecule: messenger RNA, 1200 nt
Organism: Arabis nemorensis
Lineage: Eukaryota; Viridiplantae; Streptophyta; Magnoliopsida; Brassicales; Brassicaceae
Source: the annotation of a GenBank genome assembly
AUGGCUUUUCUCUCGGCGAUGAAUUUGCAGGGACGUCCACCACCGAUAACGGCCAAUCUCAACCCAAAUUCCAAACCUGCAGGUUCGGAUUCCGUUUCCUUAAACUCAUGCGAACCUAACUCCGAACGACAGCCUCGGAAAUUCAGCUCGAAGCUGAGUCGCUGGAACAGAGCACGAGCCUUAAAGUCCGGUUCGAAGCUGGACCGACCGAUUAGUAACUCAACGACCAAUCAGAGGCUUCCGAUCGGAAAUUCAAACCGCUCUGAUGUUUCGACGCUGGAAAGUGACGUGUCAUCUAGUAACGGAGAUAACGAGACGGAUUUGACGGCGGCGAAAUCGAUUUACAUAGUCUCUGACGGAACUGGAUGGACGGCGGAACACGCCGUUAACGCUGCUUUGGGACAGUUCGAUUAUUGUUUGGUCGACCGUGGCUGUCCCGUUAAUACACAUCUCUUUUCAGGGAUAGAGGAUGGAGAGAAGUUAAUGGAGAUCAUAAAGCAAGCAGCAAGAGAAGGAGCAAUGGUAAUCUACACAUUAGCUGAUCCAUCAAUGGCUGAAGCAGCAAUGAGAGCUUGCAAGCUAUGGAGUAUCACUUCACUAGACAUCCUCGGACCAAUCACAGACUCAAUCUCUUCUCACUUAGGAGCUAAUCCAUCCGGUCUUUCACGUGGCGUCACAAAAUCGUCUCUCAACGAAGACUACUUCAAAAGAAUCGAAGCAAUCGAAUUCACAAUCAAACACGAUGAUGGCGCUUUGCCCGAGAACCUUGAAAAAGCAGACAUUGUUCUUGUUGGUGUCUCUAGGACAGGGAAAACACCACUCUCGACUUACUUAGCUCAAAAGGGUUACAAAGUUUCCAACGUACCGAUCGUAAACGGUGUUGAUCUUCCCAAGACUCUGUUCGAUAUCGACCAAAGAAAGAUUUUUGGUCUUAUGAUUAAUCCGGUCGUGUUGCAAGGGAUAAGAGAGGCUAGAGCCAAGAGUCUUGGUCUUGGCUCGAGUUUUAAGACUAAGUACUCUGAGUUAGGCUCUGUUAAGGAAGAGCUUGAGCUUGCUAAGCGAAUCUUCGCCGAGAAUCCGACUUGGCCAGUGAUUGAAGUGACAGAGAGAGCAAUUGAGGAAACUGCGGCAGUGGUCUUGAGGCUUUACGACGAGAGACAAAGCAAUCGAGCAAUGCCUCGCAUCUCAAAAUGCUACUAA